AUGCAGUUAGGGGAGCAGCUCUUGGUGAGCUCGGUGAACCUGCCCGGCGCGCACUUCUACCCGCUGGAGAGCGCGCGGGGCGGCGGGGGCGGGCCCGCCGGCCACCUCCCCGGCGCGACCCCCUCGCCCCAGAGGCUGGACUUAGACAAAGCGCCGAAGAAGUUCUCGGGCAGCCUCUCGUGCGAGGCAGGGAGCGGGGAAGCCGCGGCCGCCAGCGCGGGGGCCCCCGCGGUCAUGCUCAGUGACGCCGACGCCGGGGACGCCUUCGCCAGCACCGCGGCCGUGGCCAAGCCCGGGCCCCCGGACGGCCGCAAGGGCUCCCCCUGCGGGGAAGAGGAGCUCCCCUCAGCCGCCACUGCAGCAGCCACCGCCGCGGCCGCCGCCACCGCGCGCUACUCCAUGGACAGCCUGAGCUCGGAGCGCUACUACCUCCAGUCCCCCGGGCCGCAGGGCUCCGAGCUGGCCGCGCCCUGCUCGCUCUUUCCGUACCAGGCGGCAGCCGGGGCGCCCCACGGACCUGUGUACCCGGCUCCCAACGGGGCGCGCUACCCCUAUGGCUCCAUGCUGCCCUCCGGCGGCUUCCCCGCCACCGUGUGCCCACCCGGGAGGGCGCAGUUCGGCCCGGGAGCCGGCGCCGGCGGCGGCGCGGGCGCGGGCGGCGGCGGGGGAGGCGGCCCGGGAGCCUAUCAGUACAGCCAGGGGGCUCCGCUCUACGGGCCGUACCCCGGGGCAGCAGCCGCGGGUUCGUGCGGAGGAUGGGGGAGCUUGGAGGUUUCUGGCUCCAGUUUACGUGCUCACGUCUACCUAUGCAACCGGCCCCUGUGGCUCAAAUUCCACCGCCACCAGACCGAGAUGAUCAUUACGAAACAGGGCAGGCGCAUGUUUCCUUUCUUGAGCUUCAACAUAAACGGACUCAACCCUGCCGCCCACUACAACGUGUUCGUGGAGGUGGUGCUGGCCGACCCCAACCACUGGCGCUUCCAGGGGGGCAAGUGGGUGACCUGCGGCAAAGCCGACAAUAACAUGCAGGGCAACAAAAUGUACGUCCACCCAGAAUCUCCUAAUACUGGUUCCCACUGGAUGAGACAGGAGAUUUCCUUUGGGAAGUUAAAACUCACCAAUAACAAAGGCGCCAAUAACAACAACACUCAGAUGAUAGUCCUCCAGUCUUUACACAAGUACCAACCACGACUGCACAUUGUGGAAGUUACAGAGGAUGGCGUGGAGGACUUGAACGAGCCCUCAAAGACUCAGACCUUUACCUUCUCAGAAACGCAGUUCAUUGCCGUGACGGCCUACCAAAACACCGAUAUAACGCAGCUAAAGAUUGAUCACAACCCCUUUGCCAAGGGCUUCAGGGACAACUACGAUUCCAUGUACACCGCUUCAGAAAAUGACAGGUUAACUCCAUCUCCCACGGAUUCUCCUAGAUCCCAUCAGAUUGUCCCCGGAGGUCGGUAUGGCGUUCAGUCCUUCUUCCCGGAGCCCUUUGUCAACACUUUACCUCAAGCCCGAUAUUAUAACGGCGAGAGAACCGUGCCACAGACCAACGGCCUCCUUUCACCCCAACAGAACGAAGAGGUGGCCAACCCGCCCCAGCGGUGGCUUGUCACGCCUGUCCAGCAACCUGGGACCAACAAACUAGACAUCGGUUCCUAUGAGUCUGAAUAUCCGUCCAGCACCUUGCUCCCCUAUGGCAUUAAAUCCUUGCCCCUCCAGACAUCCCAUGCCCUGGGCUAUUACCCUGACCCAGCCUUCCCUGCCAUGGCAGGGUGGGGAGGUCGAGGUUCCUAUCAGAGGAAGAUGGCCGCUGGGCUCCCAUGGACCUCCAGAACCAGCCCCCCGGUGUUCUCUGAAGAUCCACUCUCCAAGGAGAAAGUCAAAGAAGAAAUGAGCUCUUCUUGGAUAGAGACUCCCCCUUCCAUCAAGUCUCUGGAUUCCAACGAUUCGGGGGUGUACACCAGCGCUUGUAAGCGAAGGCGGCUGUCUCCCAGCUCCUCUAGCAACGAAAAUUCUCCCUCCAUAAAGUGUGAGGACAUGAACGCCGAAGAGUACAGCAAAGACACCUCAAAAGGCAUGGGGGGAUAUUAUGCUUUUUACACAACUCCCUAA
Molecule: messenger RNA, 2112 nt
Organism: Eptesicus fuscus (big brown bat)
Lineage: Eukaryota; Metazoa; Chordata; Mammalia; Chiroptera; Vespertilionidae
Gene: EOMES
Product: eomesodermin
Exons: 6
Coding region: 1-2112 (703 amino acids)
Biological process (GO): CD8-positive, alpha-beta T cell differentiation involved in immune response; mesoderm formation; regulation of transcription by RNA polymerase II
Cellular component (GO): nucleus
Molecular function (GO): RNA polymerase II cis-regulatory region sequence-specific DNA binding; DNA-binding transcription factor activity, RNA polymerase II-specific
Source: RefSeq, a predicted model, not a curated record